Messenger RNA from Trematosphaeria pertusa, 608 nucleotides. RefSeq lists its product as uncharacterized. The transcript has a single exon. Lineage: Eukaryota; Fungi; Ascomycota; Dothideomycetes; Pleosporales; Trematosphaeriaceae. The record is from RefSeq and is a predicted model, not a curated record. The coding region runs from base 189 to 374 and encodes 61 amino acids.
UGGAAGAGCAUACAAUCGGCAAGCAGCAUUUCACUUAUCUGUACAGCCCUGCAAGGGAAAAGGCGCUUACGAAAAGGAACAUUCUCGCAGCGUAGAGAGAAAGCGGUUUAUUCCCAUUGAACCCCAACAGAGUUCUCGCAAAUACACCAAAACCACCUACCAAACUAAACAUUCCAAGAGCGAACGAGAUGAGGGUGCCUUGUCCGCAAUAUGAAGCACAACCAACGCCCGCAACGCCAGUAUCAGCAGAGGCUCUGAGCUCGCUCCUUAGUAUGAUCAAACAGGUUCCGAAUGAUGGAGCAAGCAGCCAGCACAAGCGAGGCUCUAACAGAAGGUCAACAAUGCCCUCCUUAACGAUCGAAAUCAACUCCUAGCUAACAUAAACGACAAAGGCAAAGCUCGCUAAUCGACUAAGGCAAAAGUACUAGGAAGGGCGAAGGUAAUAAGUUAGGAGAAGCUUAAGGAGGCACGAGCGGAGCGUGCUGAGAAAGAGGCUAAGAAGGCUGCUAAGGAGGCUAAUAUUAUCGCGAGUGCUCCGCUAGGGGCAGAAGAAGCUACCGCGGGCAAGAAGAAACGCAGUUAGAAGCAAAAGAGUACUACGCCAGAGC